GUGAAAAUUUGGUUUCAGAAUAAAAGAUCCAAGAUCAAGAAGAUCAUGAAGAACGGGGAGAUGCCUCCGGAGCACAGCCCCAGCUCCAGCGACCCCAUGGCCUGCAACUCUCCACAGUCGCCUGCGGUUUGGGAACCUCAGGGCUCGUCCCGCUCUCUCAGCCACCAUCCCCACGCACACGCUCACCCUCCAAACUCCAACCCGUCCCCUGCAUCCAGCUACCUGGAGAGCUCCACUUCCUGGUACCCCGCUGCCAGCUCCAUCAGCUCCCACCUCCAACCCCACGGCUCCCUACAGCACCCGUUAGCGCUGGCCUCUGGGACAAUUUAUUAGAGUCUGACCCUUUUUUUUGUUUGUUUGUUUGGGUUUUUUGUUCUUUUUUUGGUUGUUCCUUGGACUCCUGUGUUUUACUGUUAAGGAAUAAUAACGAAAGGAAUGCAUAUGGGGGAUUUUUAAAAGGGAAAGGAAACAAACAAAAAGAUUAAAAUGUGUAAAGCUUGUGCAUGUAACUUAUUGCAUUUCAAAGGAAACCCUUUUUUAUACAAUACGGACAUUUUUUGGCUCAGCUGUGGACACUAUCAAUGGUGCCUUGAAAACUAUGACCUCAACUUUUCCAGAGACUUUUUUUCAAUGUUAUUUUAACCCUGUAAAUAAUUGUAGAUAGAGGAAUUAAACUGUAUAUUCUGAAUAAAAUAAAAUUAUUUCGACCA
This is a messenger RNA of Phaethon lepturus (White-tailed tropicbird), 710 nucleotides long. RefSeq names its product distal-less homeobox 5 (gene DLX5). The annotation marks the transcript as partial. Gene Ontology annotation, biological process: anatomical structure formation involved in morphogenesis; cell differentiation; regulation of transcription by RNA polymerase II. Gene Ontology annotation, molecular function: DNA-binding transcription factor activity, RNA polymerase II-specific; RNA polymerase II cis-regulatory region sequence-specific DNA binding. NCBI's taxonomy places the organism in Eukaryota, Metazoa, Chordata, Aves, Phaethontiformes, Phaethontidae. The transcript has a single exon. The record is from RefSeq and is a predicted model, not a curated record.